ACUGCAAAAAGAAUAUGAGACUGCGGCCGCCCUCACAUGCACAAGAACUGUAGAAAAAAAAAAUCUCCCCUUAUGAAGGGUUUCCCUUGAUGGACCACCCCCCUUGUGCCAAAGCAUUCGAGACCACUGGCAGACACAGCUGCCUAUCUGCAGGACAUGGCAAUAUGGCUGGAGAACCUGCAGAGAAGACCCAACUUGGAGAUUUAGAAGAGAAAGAGGAGAUGUCGAUGGACACAACAGAUGCCAAACCUGACCGCAAGGGAAGGUUUUUACUCUUUGGCAAGAAGAAUAAGGAUGGCCAGACGCGGGAGCAGGAGCACUCUUCGGAAAGCCAUUACAGAAUUGUCUCACCAACAUUCCAGUAUAAGAUGAGCCACGGGCGAGUGGGCAAGUGCAUCAUCAUCAACAACAAAAACUUUGAUGAAAAGACAGGAAUGAAUGUACGCAACGGGACGGACCGUGACGCCGGCGAGCUGUUCAAGUGCUUCAAGAGUCUGGGCUUCAACGUCUUCGUCUACAAUGAUCAGACCUGCGAGAAGAUGGAGCGUCUCCUCAGAGAGGCUUCAGAGGAAGACCACAGCGACAGCUCGUGUUUCGCCUGCAUCCUGCUGAGUCACGGCGAAGAGGGCAUGAUCUACGGCACGGACGGCGCCAUGCCCAUCAAGACCGUGACCUCGCUCUUCAGGGGGGACAUGUGCAAAAGUCUGGUGGGGAAGCCCAAGCUCUUCUUCAUCCAGGCCUGCCGGGGUUCCGAAUUCGAUGACGGCAUCCAGACGGAUUCGGGUCCGCCCAACGACACCCUGGAGACGGACGCCAAUCCCAGACAUAAGAUCCCCGUCGAGGCCGAUUUCCUCUUUGCCUACUCCACCGUGCCAGGCUACUACUCGUGGAGGAACCCCGGGCGCGGCUCCUGGUUCGUGCAGGCGCUGUGCAACGUCCUCAACGAGUUCGGCAAGCAGCUGGAGAUCAUGCAGAUCCUGACGCGCGUCAACUACAUGGUGGCCACCAGCUUCGAGUCCUGGUCCGAGGACCCGCGCUUCAGCGAGAAGAAGCAGAUCCCCUGCGUGGUCUCCAUGCUGACCAAGGAGCUCUAUUUCAACUGAGCGCCGCCAGCGCCGCCUCUUCAGGGCCGUCCACGCAGCAGUCCGAGAACCAUUCAGGGAUCAUUCCGGCCCGGCGGGAACAAGCGCUCCACUUUUCACAGCGCCUGUCCAGUGGGCCCGAAACGGAAUCUUUUUACACUGGCACUCCGCAUUCACGUGUUGAUAGUGAAACCUCUUCUUCCCCCCCCCCUCCCCCUCCAUCUUCUUCAGGUUUUUCUUCACAACAGUGGCGUCACGUUUGAUCGUAUCUUUGCCAGCAGGCAUCGUGAGAUAUGCAUGUUCUUCUACUCCCAUUUCACUUUUGUUGCCGCACUUGUCGCUGCCAUUUUCUUGUGCCCAUCGUCUGCGCAAAAUGACCACAAUGAGAGUGUGGUUUCAAUCCUGUUCAUGCGCUUGGCUAACAUUUUACGACCAAAAAAAAAAAAAAAAAAAA
Molecule: messenger RNA, 1536 nt
Organism: Hippocampus comes (tiger tail seahorse)
Lineage: Eukaryota; Metazoa; Chordata; Actinopteri; Syngnathiformes; Syngnathidae
Product: caspase-7-like
Exons: 8
Coding region: 90-1103 (337 amino acids)
Biological process (GO): proteolysis; positive regulation of neuron apoptotic process; apoptotic process
Cellular component (GO): cytoplasm
Molecular function (GO): cysteine-type endopeptidase activity
Source: RefSeq, a predicted model, not a curated record